Dreissena polymorpha is the source of this 2105-nucleotide messenger RNA. RefSeq lists its product as uncharacterized. The transcript has 3 exons. Gene Ontology annotation, molecular function: oxygen binding; heme binding. NCBI's taxonomy places the organism in Eukaryota, Metazoa, Mollusca, Bivalvia, Myida, Dreissenidae. The record is from RefSeq and is a predicted model, not a curated record. Bases 442 to 984 code for a protein of 180 amino acids.
AACAGCUUCAGAUGAAUUGAAUAUUGGAGAUCCCACACUACAAGGUAGAGUCCUGGGCUGAAGCGCAGUAUAAUGUUGGUUAAUAUAUCAUUGACUACACGUUAAUAGAUAUUAAAUUUUAUUCAAGUAUUUAACUAUGUAGUAUAUGUGUUCAUAAUUGAAUAAAUGGUGCAUUGAACAAUUUUUCUUGUUUUCUAAGGUUAACACAAUACUCCAGUGUUUUAAGUUAACUCUAGUGUCAGUCUAAAGGGACCUUACAUGGAACGUAAAACUAGUGAUUAAGGAUAUAUUUACUCCAAGUAUAAGUUUUGAAUUUCGGUGGUAUAGCGAAAUACUAAAAUACAGCCUCUCUCUCUUGAAAACAUACAUUUGUUUUUAUUGUGCACAUAGUAUGAGUAACUUUCAAUAACAUGUGUGGCAAAGAGAUUAAAAAUUAAAGCAAUGGGAAACAUAAGUGCUAAAACUAGAGCGCGGAUACUCAAUGGACAAAACAAUAAUACUAAAACCUUAAGCCCUAGUGGUCAUGAGCCAGUUCUGACUGAAAAAGAAGGACAGAUGCUCAAAGACGUAUGGCGUGGACUCCAAAAGGACAUCCAGAGGAUCGGGGUCAUCACAUUUGUUAGUUUAUUUGAGACCCACCCUUACGUCCAUGAUGCCUUCAUGUCCUUCCGUGCUGUCAACACGUCCGAACUCGAGUACAACGCAAUCCUUAGAAAACAUGCACUGCGCGUCAUGGGAAUCGUUGACAAGUGCAUUACGAGACUGGAUAACCGCGAAAAACUGCGAGAACUCAUGACUGAGUUGGGUAUACGCCACAAAAGCUACUCAGUCAAGAUCGAAUUUAUUGAUUUGAUGGGUCCACAAUUUAUCAGCUCAAUAAGGCCUCACCUGCAGCACAUUUGGACAGACGAGCACGAACAGGCUUGGGAAAACCUGUUUCGCCUCAUGUGUUACCACAUGAAGAAAGGGAUGUGCAGCAAAUAGAACUGAUUAGAUAAAUUGUGUAUGUUUUGUUAACUUUUAAUUCGUUUUAAUUUUUAAAAAACGUGUUAUAUUUUGAAAUGGUAUAGACACAACUUAUCAAAUGUCGUUCCGUUUAUGUUUAUUUAUAGGACAUGGCUAUUUGUGUAAAAACGUAGUGUGUUCAAACGGCACAUCUGUCAACAAUGUGUGUGCGUUGGCAUUAAACGUUUUAACAAAACAACUUCUAUCUUUACUAUCUGACUUAAACGACAUAAAUGUUUUCGAAAACAAUUAUAACGUUUAACAAAAAUAAGCAAAUCAAAUGAACGUCUUGUUAUAAAUGGUAUAAUUAGCUUUUUCAGAUACUUUUUUGUAACUCAAUUACACAAGCAAGACGGAAAAUCCGUCAUCUACAAAUAAACACCACAGUGCCUGCUCACAGAUGUGCUUACGAUAUUUAGGUUAUUAUUUGUAUGAUACAACAGCGCCUUUGACAUGUGGUUGAACAUGUAUGAUGUAUACAAGCGAGUAUGAUGACCUUCCGAUAUUUGAAUAUGUGCAUACAUCUUUGUUAUAAGUUUAACGUGUAAAUUUGCAUGUAAAUGUCUUACGGAUAUGUACAGGUUUUCCCUUUUAUAUUUAGUGUUAAUAUUGUAAUAUUUCGUUGUAAUUAAAAUUAUAAAUACGUACUUACAGUAAAGACAUAUUUAACAUCUUAACCAACUGUGAUUGACUAUCGCAUAGCGAUACAAUCUACAUUACUUUCUAGCCAUCAAGACCGUCAGUUCGAAAAACUUAAUUAUGGUUUUCUAUUAAAAGUUGUUUCCAUCAAACGCUUCGACCGUCAUAAUGAACAAAAUGACAAGAAUGAAAUAUAAAUGAAGAUGUAUUCAUCCGAAUACAAUUCUACGUAAUGGAUAGUAUUGAUUUAUGUAUAUUAUGAUCAUUUGAACAAACUAUAUGCAUUAAUAAUUGUUAACAGCCACUUCUAGUCCGAGUAUAGAAAUAUUUGAAUGAGCUUUGAUAUCUAUUAGAUCAGAAAUAUUUGUUGUCUAUCAUCAAUGGGUAUGUUAAUAGUGUAUAACAUGAAAGUGUGCACACUUUACUGAAUGUGCUGGUAAUAAAAUUGUACAGUAUAACAA